This is a messenger RNA of Bufo bufo (common toad), 1527 nucleotides long. RefSeq names its product coactosin like F-actin binding protein 1 (gene COTL1). Lineage: Eukaryota; Metazoa; Chordata; Amphibia; Anura; Bufonidae. Gene Ontology annotation, biological process: regulation of actin filament polymerization. The record is from RefSeq and is a predicted model, not a curated record. Gene Ontology annotation, molecular function: actin filament binding. The transcript has 4 exons. The coding region runs from base 154 to 582 and encodes 142 amino acids. Gene Ontology annotation, cellular component: plasma membrane; cortical actin cytoskeleton; actin filament.
CUGCCCCAUCUCCAGGCUGGAAGCGCAGGGGUUAAGCGGCUGCUGAGCUGGUGGUAGGGCAGGAGCAUCUGCUGCACUGAAGGCUGCUCCUCCUGCUGCUGAGCCCGUGAUAGGAUUGUGUCCCCUCUGACAACCGGCAGCAGCAGCCCCGACAUGGCAACCAGGAUCGACAAGGAGUCGUGCAGAGAAGCUUACAAUCUGGUCAGAGAUGACACCAGUGGCAUCAGCUGGGUCACAUUCAGAUAUGAUGGAUCCGUGAUCGUUCCUGGGGAACAGGGGUCCAGCUAUGGAGAGUUUGUGAACACCUGCGCAGAUGAUAUUCGCCAGUACGCCUACGUCAGAUUCACCACUGGAGAUGCCUUGAGCAAGAGGGUGAAGUUCGCCUUAAUCACCUGGAUCGGCGAGAACGUCGGCGGACUGCAGAGAGCCAAGAUCGGCACCGACAAGACCCUGGUGAAAGAUGUGGUCCAGACUUUUGCCAAAGAGCUGGUGAUCACCGAGCACAAGGACCUGGAUGAAGACUACAUUCGAGGGGAGUUGAAGAAGGCCGGAGGUGCCAACUACGAUGCCCAGACAGAAUAAAGGGCGACCCCCCCCCCCCCCACCGGCCGCUCACACCGAGAAUCGUCUCUGAUAAGAACUGGUUAUUUCUCUGCAUAAACCUCUCCCCAGGACUCCACCUCUGCCCCCACCAGUAAUGAUGUCAUCGCGCCCUCCAUGCUGGCUGAUCUAUAGGCAUGCGCCAUUUUCGCUCUGUCACAGCAAAGAUCAUUGCGCCACUUCCUUCAUGAUGUUGUACAGAUUUCUUUACCCCGCAGAACCCAACCCCCCAGCGUUAUCGACCAUGUCUUAGAUCUUUUCUGACUGUCAGCCAUUACUAUACAGCGCACAACACCGUCCCAUAAUAAUCCGACAACUCCAGCCACAGGGGAAUUCUCCUACCGUCCCAUAGGGGGCAGUUGUAGCAGGUUGUCACCACUCUUCCCUGCGUCGUGCCCUGAUGAUGGGAGGGACGCAGAGGAUAUAAAGGGGUUGAGAUCUCUGCACUGUGAAGUUUAGGAACGAUCCUUAUAGCUGUCAUGUCACUAUCGGAGGCUGAAGUGGUCCUUUAAGCCAUUUUUAUUUGGGGUUGGGGGGUACAUUUUUUACCUCUACUAAACAUUCCAUCAAUCACCGCUGAGCUACACCAGACCCUGUCCUGUGCGGCCGGCCCCUGGUUCCCGUAAUCCGAGGGGCGCGUUAUCACCUAGCGAACAUCUCAUUACCCGAGUCGUUCACAGCGUUCCCGGGCCCUAAUUUCCUUUUUAUAGAUGAUAGGAGUUUUGCUUUUGAAAUGAGCUGAAUCCGCUGCUCCGGGUGGGCGCCGCUUAUCACACACAAAAGACGAUUCAUCCCGAAUGUUUCUCAUUUUUUAUUUCCGGCCCCAGAAUGUGAAUUAUCUGGAUACAGAAACCUUGUGAACUGGAAGGGAGACGCACCCACUGCUCAGAAAAACCACUGGAAAAAUAAAACUGGUUGUUUUUUUUU